AUGUCCAGCAACGCCCCAGGAGAACAGCAUGAGGUCCGACAAACGUCUUCCACCGAUGAUUGGCAUCCCGAUCCAUCGAAGUCACUGCCGCUGAGUCCAGCACGCCAAUCAUUGAUCGACGAUAUCAUCGCCUUGUACUCAUGCGAGCCUACCGUCAAACGCGUCGAGCGUUACACGCCAGAUUGCGUCUACGAUGAUCAAUUUGUCUAUGCCAACGACAGAUACAAGAUGGCUGGCCAAUGGUUCGCCCUGCCCAAGUUUUUCAAAGCCUCCAAGAACGAGGGUUACGAAAUUGUCGUCAACGAGCCAAAUCUCAUUCAAUUCAAGAACGAGCAAUCGUGGACGUUCAAACUCAUUCCCAAGACCGCAACGAUAAACGCGCUGGUGAGCUUGAGUUUGGAUCCGGCGACCGUGGACAGCGAUUUCAUUCAAGUGAAAUAUCAUAAAGACCAAGCGAACGAGAAGGACUACAGUCACGAGGGCCCAGGAUUCACUUUCAAGAAGUGGCAGGCUGAUAACGUCAGCAAGAUCAUGUCGAGCGAUGAGGUGGCGUAUUUCGAGAAGGAUAAGGGUGCUGCAAAGGAGGAAGUGAGAAAGUAUGGAAGUGGCGAUGUCAAGGGAGAUGCGCCUGUGAAGGAUCUUUGA
This is a messenger RNA of Ramularia collo-cygni, 645 nucleotides long. RefSeq lists its product as uncharacterized. The record is from RefSeq and is a predicted model, not a curated record. Lineage: Eukaryota; Fungi; Ascomycota; Dothideomycetes; Mycosphaerellales; Mycosphaerellaceae. The transcript has a single exon. Bases 1 to 645 code for a protein of 214 amino acids.